Molecule: messenger RNA, 3874 nt
Organism: Limanda limanda (common dab)
Lineage: Eukaryota; Metazoa; Chordata; Actinopteri; Pleuronectiformes; Pleuronectidae
Gene: ints4
Product: integrator complex subunit 4
Exons: 24
Coding region: 67-3003 (978 amino acids)
Biological process (GO): snRNA processing
Cellular component (GO): integrator complex
Source: RefSeq, a predicted model, not a curated record
GUGACGCGGCUGCUGCUGGAGACGAGCUAAGCUAAGCUAAGCUAAGCUAGCCCUCUCGUCGUGACCAUGGCCGCUCACCUGAAGAAGCGAGUGUACGAAGAGUUCUCUCACUCGAAAGUCCUGCAGAUUCCCCAAGAAGAAGCUCCGGCCAAGAAGUUGCGUCUGUCCAAGCCCAGUAAAUCUGCGGCUCUGCACAUCGACCUGUGCAAGGCCACCAACUCCACCGACGCGCUGCAGUACCUGCUGCAGUUCGCACGCAAGCCCGUGGAGGUGGAGAGCGUGGAGGGCGUGGUCAGGAUCCUGCUGGAGCAUUACUACAAGGAGACAGAUAAUUCUGUGAGGUUGAAGAUCGCCUCUCUGCUGAGUCUUCUCUCCAAAACUCAGGGUUUCGUGCCCGACUGCAUCGUGGAUGACGCCAUCAACACACUCACCAACGAGAAGUCCCACCAGGUCCUCGCUCAGCUGCUGGACACUCUGCUGGUCAUAGGUACACAACUACCUGAGAGUCCUGCAGUCAGACAGAGGCUCAUCGAAGUGGCCUGCAAGCAUCUGUCAGAUACGUACUUCGGCGUGAGGAACAAGUGUCUGCAGCUCCUCGGGUGUCUGGGCACGGUGGACACGCCCCUGAGCAAAGACAGCGAGGGACCAAGCACCUCCACAGCUCCAGGAGCAGUGAGGGACGUCCAGAGCAUCAUAAGCGACUACUUUGGAGACCAGGAGUCCCGGGUCCGCACCGCAGCCCUCAAAGCCAUGCUGCAGCUUCACGAGAGAGGGAUGAAGAUUCAUCAGAUCAUUUAUGAACAGGCCUGCAGGUUGCUGUCAGAUGACUAUGAGCAGGUUCGCUCUGCAGCAGUGCAGAUGGUCUGGGUGCUCAGCCACCUGUACUCAGAGAGCAUCGUGCCCAUCCCAUCCUCCAAUGAAGAGAUCCGACUGGUUGACGACGCGUUUGGGAAGAUCAGUCACAUGGUCAGUGAUGGUUCCUGGAUGGUUCGUGUGCAGGCAGCCAAAACACUGGGUUCGAUGACGCAGGUCAGUCCUCAAUUUCUGGAGCAAACUUUGGAUAAGAAGCUGAUGUCGGAUCUCAGGAGGAAGCGCACGGCUCAUGAACGAGCCAAGGAGCUUUUUGCUUCCGGAGAAUUCUCCUCUGGCAGGAAGUGGGCGGACGACGCCCCGAAGGAGCGUCUGGACAGCAACACGGUUGCCCUCAUCGCCUCGGGAGCCUGCGGCGCCUUCGUCCACGGCCUGGAGGACGAGAUGUUCGAGGUUCGUAUCGCGGCGGUGGACGCGCUGUGCGAGCUGGCUCGCUCGUCUGCCAGCUUCGCCGAGAAGUGUCUGGACUUCCUGGUCGACAUGUUCAACGAUGAGAUCGAGGAAGUGAGGCUGCAGUCCAUCCACGUGCUGAGACAAAUAUCUACUCACAUAACACUCAGAGAGGACCAGCUGGACACUGUGCUGGCUGUGUUGGAGGACAAGUCUCGUGACAUCAGAGAAGCUCUCCAUGAAUUACUGUGUUUCACCAACGUCUCCACUAAAGAGUGCAUCCAGCUGGCUCUGCUGGAGCUGCUGAAGAACCUCAACAAGUAUCCCACCGACCGCAACUCUGUCUGGAAGUGUCUGAAGUUCAUGGGCUCCCGGCACCCGACCCUGGUGCUGCCGCUGGUCUCCGAGCUGCUCAGCACGCACCCGUACUUCGACACACCAGAGCCGGACAUGGACGACCCGGCCUACAUCGCUGUGCUGGUGCUCGUGUUUAACGCGGCCAAAUCCUGUCCCACCAUGCCGGCGCUGUUCUCUGACCACACCUUCAGACACUACGCCUACCUGAGGGACAGUCUGUCACAUCUCGUCCCGCCACUCAGGCUGCCGGGCAGGAAGCAGAUCUACGGUCUGGACUCGGUGGACUCGGGUUGUGGUUCUGGCUCUGUGGAAUCGGCUCAGCUCUUCCUGGUUCAGAGUCUGAACCGGGUCAGCACCAUCCAGAACCUGGAGGCCCCCGGAGCCCAGGACCUGCUGGACUUCACUAUACGGGACUUGCAGCGUCUGGGGGAACUUCAGACCGAACUCGUGGGAGCUGCUGAUUUCUGUGCCACGUACCUGCGCUGCCAGCUGCUGCUCAUGAAGGCUCUGCAGGACAAGCUGUGGAACGUGGCCGUCCCUCUGUGCCUCAAACAGAACGUCACGGCCACAGCAGCCGCUCAGCAGAUCUUAGAGGAAACCUACAAGCUGGAGUUUCUGUACAGUGGUUUGGAAAACAGACAAGUGGCCACAAUACAUCACGUCCGCCUGCAGGCCAAAGCUCUGCAGCUCGUCCUGUCGGCUCGCACCAGGCAAGGGUUGGAUCCUCUCAUCAGCAGCUGUGAGAAGUUCCUGCUGGACGUGGAGUCUUUUCAGAGGCUGUUUCUCACAGAGCUGCCCGGCCUCCAGGACAGUUUUGUGGAUAAACUUCUGGAGCUGAUGCCGCGGCUGUCGUCCUGUAAACCUGCAGAGCUGGUGAAAAUCCUGCAGACGACCCUCAGACAGAGCGGCCUGCUGCAGCUCAAACUGCCCGAACAGAUCCACCGGGCGACCGCCACCAUCAUAGAGCCGACGGGGGAGUCGGACAAUCCGCUGAGGUUCACAUCAGGCCUGGUGGUGGCGCUAGACAUCGACGCAACGCUGGAACACGUCCAGGAUCCUCAGAACAGUGUGAAAGUACAGGUUCUGUAUCCAGACGGUCAGAGUCACGUGAUCCAUCCUAAACCCGGAGACUUCAGGAAACCUGGACCGGACCGACACAGACUCAUCACACAGGUCUACCUCUCGCACACAGCCUGGACGGAGCCGUCUCAGAUCGAGGUGCGCCUCCUGCUGGCCUACAGCUCCUCCUGCACCUCCUCCGCUGCCAAGCAGGGGUGGAGCGACAGCAUCGACGGCAUCCCACCACCGGAGGCCGCCGUCGAGGGAACGAUUCAGUUCAGCAAGCCAGUCAAAGUGUUCAUCAUGCCCAAACCCACCCGACGCUAACCAGACACACAAAAGACUUUCACGCACACAAGAGUGUUGUUUUCACCCAUGUUUUCAUUUGUACUGUUUAGUGCUUCUAAUUAAGACAAACCCAUGUGAAGGAGAUUCAUUCUCUUAUUUUAUUUUCUGUAGCAAACAAGCAGACAAACCUUCAUAUCAUGAAAACAUUCAUCGACUUCACAGCAACCAGUGAAUGAUCUUUACACAAAAGGUCAAAGAUCAAUCUGAUUUAAAGUCGACUUUGAAAUAACAUCAACGACAAACUGAAUUUCUCUGCCCACAGAUUUUCUUCAUCUAGAGGCAAAUAUACAAAAGUGAAAAGAGUUCACUGAUUUAUAAUCUUUUAUAUAAAUUGUCUUAAGUCGCCAGUGAUCUUCUACAGCGCAGCAAACACAUCCUGAGGACUUUCACACUCUAAGAUUAGAACUGUUGUUUCAGUAUCAGUGAGAUCUGCAGGAGGAAACCACCGGUUCACACCAGACGGUGGAACACGGCGCCGCCAUCGUCUGUCGGUCAUUUCCUCCGGUGCACGAACACGGGGCGCGUCCUCAACAGGUGGAGUGAAAGACUCCGCCCACCUUGACCCCCUGACCGACCAGUUUGUUGUAUUCAGCAACGGCCUUCUCCGUCUGCAGGACUCUGACGUCCACACCGCUCUGCUUCACAAAGUCCAGAGUGGUGGAGGGAACCUGAGGAGACACGACCACAGACUUAACACUGCAGAAACCAACACAAUAAAUCACCAAUGUGGCUGCAGGGGGCGCUGUUGCUCAGUAAAAGUUACACAGGAUGCGUUUCAGGUGCGUCUGACAGAGCAGAAUCACAUGUUUUACUCAAUAAACACGAUCCAGCGUAUUUUUUCCCCCUUAAA